Strongylocentrotus purpuratus (purple sea urchin) is the source of this 985-nucleotide messenger RNA. Its product is annotated as alpha-2,8-sialyltransferase 8B-like. Gene Ontology annotation, biological process: oligosaccharide metabolic process; N-glycan processing. The transcript has 3 exons. Lineage: Eukaryota; Metazoa; Echinodermata; Echinoidea; Camarodonta; Strongylocentrotidae. Bases 109 to 942 code for a protein of 277 amino acids. The record is from RefSeq and is a predicted model, not a curated record. Gene Ontology annotation, molecular function: alpha-N-acetylneuraminate alpha-2,8-sialyltransferase activity.
GAGCUCAUUUUCAAAUGUGCUUAUUUCAUUUCCCCUCACAUUGCAUCCUUAGUGUCUUAAUUUAUCAUUAUAUUUCUAAUUUCAGAUCCUGCUCACGAUACUCCGUCAAUGAAAACCGCUCCUCCCAAUCUCUAUAUCAGAGACAAAGUUUCGAAGAUAGUAAGACCAUGGGAAAUCAUCCAGAUUUAUAAGAGGAGCAUUGAACCGGAAGACUUUGAUUUUGAGGUCAAUGAAACUUUGAUACGACGUCAUAAUAAGACGGAAUCAUUACCUGAACAACAGACAUGCGCAGUGGUUGGAAACUCUGGAAUAUUAUCUGACAGUAAUUGUGGUAGAGCAAUAGACAGUCACGAUUAUAUCUACAGGAUGAACCUAGCUCCGUUUGGACAGGAAUAUGGCAAAGAUGUGGGAUACAGGACUAAUAUCACAACAUUAAACUACUCUCAGCUAAAGUCAAUGGCUAAGUGUGCGAAGAAACGAUUUGCUAAAAUGUCACCUGCUCGUGCUUUGAUGUUGACAAACAUGAAAUUAUAUAACCACUCUGUGAUAUGGUAUCCCAAAGGCGGCUCUCGAAAAGGAAACAUGAACGCUUUAUCACGAGGAAUGAAGGAUAUUUUCAAUUUCACUGCUGGCUGGGCUUAUAGUCCAGUGUCCUUGUUUGGUGCCGUUCCAAGGAUAUGGAAGAAACGAACGCCUUCCACUGGUCUUCUACUUCUGUCGGCAGCAUCUUUAUUCUGUGAACGGAUUACUAUGUAUGGGUUCUAUCCAUUCUAUGUUGAUUCCCGUAACAAAACGUUAAUGUAUCAUUAUUAUGACUCAGAUCCUUUGAACUACACAACAAAUGCCCACAAAAUGCCUUUAGAAUUCAAGAUCUAUCUUGAGUUGGAAAAACAAUUUGCUGUUAAGAUUCAGCUAGGGGACUGCCUUAAAACAGCAGUGUAGAUCCCUCGGUGGUGGUCCAAUAUAUCCCUAUUUGAUAUAGAGA